AUGAGAGCUGUGGAGGCCUCCUUGUUAAAAGCCAGUCGUAUUUAUCCUGACUGCUUUCCCAUGGCCAAAAAGCUUUGGGCUAUGACUUACAAGGCUGAAGAACAGCCAGCACGUGUUGAUUUGACAUUGAAGAAGUUCAGCCUAGCUACAAUAUACGGACAGAUAGAGGGAAAGAUGUUCUGGGGAGUGUGUCAACUUCUUGGACAUUAUGCACGUCUGGACUGGGCUCUAUUGUAUAACUGUCCAAGUAUGACUGUUAUGACCAUUUCCUGUUGUCUUUGUUGCUUAUUGACCGGAUAUGGUUGUGAGAUAGGGUCAUGUAUUUAUGCUUUUAUGGCCAGUCAGUUUCUAAUUCUAAGGACCCCCAAGAAAAGGGUUCCUUUUUUGCAAUUGUUAAGAAGUGCGUUGAUGAGUAAGUUGAAGUGGAGGCGCCUUAGGAGGCAAACUGACAUUUUGGAAUUUCAAGAGAAGGAAUCAGAGAGAAUUGUCUUCCAUAUAGUGACUGAUUCUCUUAAUCUCCCAACAAUCUCAAUGUGGCUCUUAUUAAAUAAUCCUGACGAAGCCACAAUCCAGAUCCAGAGCAUAGACACUUUUGAAUGGUUGUCAGCCAAGUAUGAAGUGACACUGCAGAAGCAAACCUCCUCUGAUCCGAGAUACAUUUCUGCACUGAACCACCUUCGCUUCUAUCUGCCAGAUGUUUUUCCCCUGCUUAAUAAAAUUGUGCUCCUUGGCCAUGAAGUAAUUGUGCUAAGCGAUCUAUCCAUACUUUGGAGUUUUGACAUGAAGAGUAAAGUAAAUGCAGCAGUGGAGACCUGUCAGGAAGGUGAGCCUUCAUUCCGUAGGAUGGAUUUGUGUAUCAACUUCUCAGACCCAAUGGUGGCAGAGAUUUGA
Molecule: messenger RNA, 891 nt
Organism: Ilex paraguariensis (yerba mate)
Lineage: Eukaryota; Viridiplantae; Streptophyta; Magnoliopsida; Aquifoliales; Aquifoliaceae
Source: the annotation of a GenBank genome assembly